AUGCCGGGAACGGGAGGUGCGACCGUCCUGAACGACCUUCCCGAGUGGGUCGUCGUGGAAGAGAUUCUCAUCCGCUUGCCGCCCAAGGACAUCCUCCGCUGCCGCGUUGUCUGCAGGUGGUGGCACAGCGCCACCUCCACCGACAAGUUCAUGCUGGACCACCGCCGCCGCCAGCCCUUGCUCCCGAUCCUCAGCCAAGUCGUCGACCCGCAGCCGCCGAAAGUCCACCUCUUGUUUUCCUUUGACGCUGGUGCAAGCCAGCAACAGCUCUGCCCUGUCAUCCAGAUCCAGACCUACUACCACGAUACACUCCACGCCUCCCUUGAUGGCCUCCUCGUCGUCUCCCACGGAUCCGUGGUGUCUCAGUACUUCAUCUGCAACCCGGUCAUUCGCAAGUGUGCUCCCCUAGCCAAGCCUCAAGCCCAACAGGGUUUUUACCCCCGGAUUGUCGGCUUCUAUCGGCACGAACCAUCGGGAGGAGAGUACCGAGUGCCUUGGGUCUCUAGCAACGCACAAGACGAAAAAACUUUCUACUACGCCAUAGCGGUGGGAUCCAAUAGUACAAGAUACAUCGGACAAGGAUGCACCCCACAACCAACAUCCUCGUCCCCUUCCUUGGAACUGGCGUUACAGAGGGGUCUGCCCUGUUCGUCAAUAUUGCCACCAGCCCACCACCGUAGCAGUCUGCACUGGAUACUUCAAAAACACCAAAGCUGGGAUGCCGACUACAUAAUGGUGUUCAACGCAGCAUCUGAAACAUUUCGGUUGAUGUGUCGCCCUGCCCGGUUGCCCAACUGCUUACAUGAGACGUUGCUGGAGAUGGAUGACGACACUCUUGCUUUGUGUAGCAUCAGCAGUGUCAAACACACCAUAGAUGUUUGGGUCGUACAUGACUACGAUGCCGAAACCUGGUCUUUUAAGCAUCGCAUGAAUUUGACUGGGAUGGACCCAUCAGUGCUUGUCGAUCCAAACCCAAAGGACACAAUAGUCCCUAGGAUGGCUGUGCUCGGUGGGGGUGAGAUGCUGAUCCAGUUCACUUGGUUGUGUGUAUUGCGUUUUGACAUCGAUGGCAAGUUUUUAGGAUAUGUGAAAAGCGAAGAUGGCCAAGAAAUCUACUUGUGGGUUACCUGGCAUUACCUCCAGCAGAGCAUUAUUCCCCUUCCACUGUUCCAUGAGAUGAGAGAAGAUGACAGUGCGAAUCAGGAGCCUCCAUUUUUCAUAGGGCUGUAG
Molecule: messenger RNA, 1230 nt
Organism: Triticum turgidum subsp. durum (durum wheat)
Lineage: Eukaryota; Viridiplantae; Streptophyta; Magnoliopsida; Poales; Poaceae
Source: the annotation of a GenBank genome assembly